Closterium sp. Naga37s-1 is the source of this 6807-nucleotide messenger RNA. The record is from the annotation of a GenBank genome assembly. Lineage: Eukaryota; Viridiplantae; Streptophyta; Zygnematophyceae; Desmidiales; Closteriaceae.
AUGACUAGGGUCACGAAGCAUUCCAGGUGUUUGGAGGUCUGCGAGAUCUAUUAUAACGCAGGGAAGUCUGGGCUGAAGAGUGACAUACCCCGAUGGAUAUUCGAAUUUAUUCAAAGAUGUCCUCAAAUAGAAGUAUUUCGUCUAUGGUCGCCGUCAGGAGACUGCGGUGGCCUUGAUAAUAAAUGUAUUGCUGCUAUGGUCGCUGGUUGGGUCUGCCUUCAACACUUGGAACUUACAGGGGAGGCUAUCACUCUAGAUGGGGUUAUUCUUUUGAAGGCAUGCAGCGGCCUCAAAACUGCGCGCCUCAGCCACAUUAGCCUUGGAGCUAGACGGCGGUUCGAGUCCCCUCAACCCUCGCGCUCCGGCGUAUUAACCAGCCGGCUGUACGAGCUGACGCUCGAUGCGCCGCCCAAUCAGGAGUUCCUGUUUGUACCCGCUAAAAGCAGCAAGAAGAUUGCUCGUGCACAGAAGGUGGACGGAGAAUUGGAGACUUAUGAAGAGCCUCCCUCACCAGGCUGGGCAGAGUUGAAGGCGCAGUGCGAGAGGAUGGAAGAGGAGGACCGUCGGAUCACAUCCAUAGAUCUCACGCACAUCCCUGAGAGCGACACCGAGGCUGACUCUCACGGCCUGCAUGGGAGCAGGAGGCGAAGAGGGAAGGAUGCGGACGGUGUUGUCAUGUACGGUCUAGGCUGGCAGCCCAGCAGGGACGUGGAAAGAUCCAACGGUCCAGAUCACGAGGUGGAGAUCGAGCUUCUUCCUCAGCGCAGUGAGCCUAAGGAGGGAGGAGGAGGAUUGAAGGAGGAAGUAAAGCGCGCAAGGAAGUCGCACAGGCGGCAGCAGUCAUGUCCUACGGACUACUGUCUUGCUGAACAGACUGAGAGGGCAGACAGGACGCAGAGGGAGCGGGUGGAAAGGGUGGAAAGGACGGAAAGAGAUCAAGGGACAGAAGAGAAAUGGUCUACGCAAGGCAGCUUACCUUCUGGCCUGCUGGCAGGCAGCAGUGGCGUGCAGUGGGAGGGCGCGUGCAUGCAGGAGCAGGAGCAGCAGCAGCAGUUGCAGCAUGUGGACGUGGAGAAUAGAAACACCAGUGAGAGAUCUGCGUGGCAGGAAGGAGAGCUCUCUCAGGUGCGGAGCCAGCAGCAGCGGAGGGGCAAGCUGAGCCUCUUUGCCACGUGGCACAGUCGAACUCGCUCACGAGCAGAGGAGUUUCAAUCAGCAGUCAUGAGCCUGUCCCCUCCGCCACCACUACCCUCCUCUCUACCCUCCUCCCCUCCACCAGCAUUCUCAUCCCCCCAGCCACCUUCAAUCCCCCCAGCAACUCGCCACCGCAGGUGCUCUUCUGGGGUGCUGCAACCCACAUACGCGUUGACAGAGGAGCGAUCCACAUACUCAGUAUCGGAGCAGCAGCCCUCACCCUCGCUCGACGCAGGCACGCAGUCAAGCAGAGGAAGAGAGAGUCGUGGCGUGCAGCAAGAAGCACGUCUUUCUGGUCCACUUGGCUCUCGCUUGAAUCCGCACUUCAAGCCUUGCCAGCCUGGCCCACCACAGCAGGGUGCCAGUGACGGCUCAGCUGCUUCUGCCUCGUUCUCUGAAUCACCCUUCCGCCUCCAAUAUCCUUCCCACAAGGAGCGACCCCCUUGCCAGCCCUGCCAGGUCCCACCUGCACUGCUGGGUACGCAUAGCCAGGGGGGGGCGGGGCAGGGUCCAUCUGGCGAGGGUGCAUUCGAGCAGGUGAGCGGUCGCUUAAAUGCACCACCUGGGAAUGCACCUGAGAGCUGGCAGCAAGUGAUGGAGGAGAGGGUGCGAGAGGCCUUUGCCUUGGGGUACCUGGCAGGCCUGCGCGAUGCUGCUGCCCGCGCUGCUGCUCCUCCUGCUGCUGCUGCUCUGGCUGCUGAUGCCGCUACUGGUGUUCCAGCUGCGGUUGCUGCUGCUGCUCCUGCUGCAGCUGCUGGUGCAUCACCUGGGCAGUUUCUACUGAGAAACUCCUCUUCUGAUUCCGGCUACGUCACGUCCCACUCCAGAGAGAGAGCGGCUCAUAGAAUGUGCAAGACCAGCACGGUGAGUGGAAGCUCGCACUGUCAAGACCGCUCCCCCCUGCGAUGGAUGGGUGAGGUACGGAUGCCUCUAGAUUCGACUCAAACGAGCAGCACAGUGAGUGGUGGAGGCUCGCACAGCCAUGGUGGGUCCCCACUGGGAUGGAAUGGGGAGGGGGAGGUACAGAUGCCUCAUCGGUCUCACACUCGCCUCAAGGGUCCUCUACAGGCGCGCAGGGUCGCAUCUGGUCCGCUACAGCCCCGUUCUGGCCCGCUAAAGCCCCGUUCUGGCCCGCUACAGCCCCGUUCUGGCCCGCUACAGCCUCGACAUGGGCUAGUGCUCACGAGCCUGGUGGCGAACGGGGUCUUCCCGGACCCCCUGCACGGCAUUAACACACGCGACUGCAUCCCUGACAUCGCCCACACCGGCCGCCCCUUCUACACCUUCCUCUUCCGCCGCUGCCUCCACCUGCCUUCCAGGAAGGUUCCUGCUGUCCGAUGCUGUCUGGCUCUGCUGCACUGCCAGCAGUCCGGCUCGUCUGUAGCUGCUGCUGGUGCUGCUGGUGCUGCUGGUGAUGGUGGUGCUGCUGGUGCUGGUGGUGCUGCUGGUGAUAAGGGUUGCUGUGGCCGGGGUGACUGUAGUGGGUGUGCUGGGUGUGGGUGUGAGCGUGUUGAGUGGGAGCGAGUGUGGCUGUGCUUCCGUGGCGUCAACUACUCGCUCGCCGUCUUCCUCAACAGCCGCCAGCUCAGCAUCGACCAGCCAGCUGGCAUGUUCCUGCGGCGCCAGCUGGACAUCACUGACGUGGCCAGGAGGGGGGAUAUCGGCAAGGGCCAUUGCAGCAGCAAGGGAUGUAGCAGUGAAUGCAGCAGCAGCAGCAGUGGCUGUGGCAGCAGCGAGAGCAGGAACCACCUGGCAGUGGUGGUGAAUCCAGUGGACCACCCGGGGAACGUGGAUGGGGGAGGGCAGGGAGGCGACCACCAGGUAGCCAAGGAUGUCACAGCUCAAUACGUGGAGGGCUGGGAUUGGAUCAUCCCCAUCCGGGACCGCAAUACAGGCAUGUGGGAUCAAGUGCACGUGGCUGUCACGGGGCCCGUGACAAUUGGUGACCCUCACCUCGUGGCUGUCUUCGCAUCCCAACGCUGCAAUGACACGCACGCAGAUGGCGCGAAGAGGGAGCAUGCAGAUGGAGCCAAUGCGAAGGAGGACGUCACCCAUCCAUCAGCUCUGCCCCACAGCACGCACACAUGCUCGCCUCCUCCUUCCUCCUCCUCCACUCCCGCCCCUCCCGCCCCUCCCUUCUGCCCCUCCUAUGCGUCUCUUCACUGCUCCCUCACCCUCACCAACUCCCUUCCCAUUCCCCUCCACACACGCCUGUCUCUCGAGCUCUCCUUCACUCCCGGCCCUGACCAGAGGGGUGGUGCGGGGGAGUUCGGAAGGGGAGGGGCGAAGGGAUGCGGGGGUGAGGGAGGAGAGGGGAGGGCGGUUGACGGGGGUGAAGGGAGGACGAGUGGGGAGGGGGAGUGGGAGGAGGAGGAGGAGGGGUUUGUGAUGGUGGAGGGAGUGAGGGAGGAGGAGGUGGAGGUACCGGCCUGCAGCAGCAUCACCCACACGUUCCGCCCGCUACUCGUAUCUCGCCCUCAUCUGUGGUGGCCCAACGGCAUGGGGGCACAGUCGCUGUACGGCGUCGCCAUCACUGCCUGCGUGCUGCACCCUCCCCACCUCGCCUCCUGCGACCCCUCUGGGAAAGCCUGCGUCUUAGACCCAGUGGUAGCACCUCACACCACAGCCUCACUGCCACCCUCUGAAAGGAGAGAAGCAGUGGCAGCCAGUGAAAGCACAGCCCCCGGAGCAGCAACGGGCACUGCUGCAGCCCCAGUGGCAGCGGAUGACCCCUUGCCUUUGUCCUCCCCCCCUUCACUACCUCCCUCCUCUGCACCCUCCACCGCACCUGCCUCCUCCUUCUCAUCUUCCUCCUCCUCUGCACACCCCCCCGCACCUGCCCCUGCUUCUUGGAGCCGGUUUCUCUCUCACACGCUGACUCAGAGCCUCGGGCAGGCGAAGAGUUUUGUCAGCUCGGCCUUGUAUGGCGCGGAUGGGGAUGUGGGGAAGGGGGAGAGUGGAGAGCAAGGGGAGGGGAGGUGGAUACAGAGUGACGUGUGGAGCAGCAAGUUUGGAUUUCGACAGAUCGACAGCUAUGUGGAUGAGGGCACUGGCGGCAGGGUCUUUUUCAUCAACGGCUGCCCGCUCUUCAUACGCGGGACCAAUUGGAUCGUCUCGGACGCCAUGCUGCGCCUCUCAGCGGAGCGCUACUGGGCAGAGAUGAAACUCUUCGCAUGUGCCCGGGUGAACAUGAUCCGCGUGUGGGCGGGGGCUCUCAUGGAACGCCCUGAUUUCUACGACGCCUGCGACCGGCUGGGGAUCCUGGUGUGGCAGGAGUUUUGGAUAACGGGCGACUGCAACGGGCGUGGCCUGCCCCCAUCGGACCCCUCAUGGCCUUUGGACCACCGCCUCUUCCUCGCCUGUGCGGAGGACAGCGUCCGCCUGCUGCGCAACCAUGCCAGCCUGGCGCUCUGGGUGGGCGGCAACGAGACCGUGCCUGCUGCCGACCUUAAUGACUCGCUUAAGAGCCUGCUGCGCCCGUAUGAUGCCGAAUCUGACCCAGACCCCUCACUGCUGCUGGACGGCACAAGGGCGUACAUAGAGGGCUCGCUGUGGGGCGGCUUUGCCGACAGCAAGGGCGGCUGGACAGACGGGCCCUACGGUAUCCAGAACCCCGAAGAUUUCUUCUGCCCGGAUUACUACCCGUACGCGUUUAACCCUGAGAUUGGGUCUGUUGGGGUGCCCGAGGCGGAAAGCUUGCGCGUUAUUUUUCCGGAGAGCGAUUGGAGCCCCCCGGUGUUUGGAAAAGGGUGGGAGGAGUGUGGAGGGGAGUGUGUGGAGGAGGAGAGUGAGGGGUGGAAGGUGCAUACGUACAUACCGUAUGGCAUGGUGGGAGUGGAGUCAGAUGGAGGGGGCGAGGUGGAUAGAGGAGGAGCGAGAAGGCAACCAGGCAGGCAACAGCAAGCAGGCGUGGUGCAGCAAGCAGGCAUGAUUGGAUUGGAGCUGGUGGGAGAAGGAGAGGAAACGAGGAUGCAGGAGGCAGCAGGAAGCAGGGUGGAAUGGAAGAGGGGGUCAGUGCGAGUGAAGAACCAGAUCCUCACAUAUGGCCCCGUGGAUGGGCUAGAUGACUUCUGUGACAAGGCCCAGAUAGCCAACUACCUGCAGUACCGCUCGCUGUUUGAGGCAUGGAGUGCGCGCAUGUGGGAGCGGUACACGGGGGUGCUGCUGUGGAAGGGGCAGAACCCCUGGGGGGGGCUGCGCGGGCAGCUGUACGACCACCUGCUGGCCGCCACUGGCGGGCUGUACGGCACGCGCUGUGCCCUGGAAGCCGUGCACGUGCAGCUGGAUUUGCACACGGGGCGAGUUCAGGGCAGGAAGCUGUACGACCACCUGCUGGCCACCUCUGGCGGGCUGUACGGCGUGCGCUGUGCCCUGGAGCAGCUGAACUUACACUCGGGCAAAGUGCAGGUGUGUGGGGUGCAUAGGGUGGUUCUAGGGGUCGCCUUUGCUGUUCCCUGGGCAGCUAUACGACCACCUGCUGCCCCCACUGGCGGGCUGUACGGCGUGCGCUGUGCCCUGGAGCCCGUGCACGUGCAAGUGAACUUACACUCGGGGAAAGUGCAGGUGUGUGUCGAUUCCAUUCUCCUGCACAGAGACUCAGCUUCAGGUGAGGAGGGCACAGGUUCAGGUGAGGAGGGCACAGGUUCAGGUGAGGAGGGCACAGGUUCAGGUGAGGAAGGCACAGGUUCAGGUGAGGAAGGCACAGGUUCAGGUGAGGAAGGCACAGGUUCAGGUGCACCUCCCCCGCCUCCCCGUCUCCCUUCCCCACCCACCCCCCACCGUCUUCCUGCUCCUCCGCCUGCUCCACUGGCCCCACCCCUCCCACCCCUCUGCACCCCUCCCCUCGUCCCCCUACCACACCCGCUCCUCGCCGCACCUGCCACCAUCGCCUUCGCCACCUUUGGGCUCCCCUCUCCUCCCUCCGAUCCCUCCCCCAUAUCCUCUCCCUCAGCACUCCUACCCUCCCGCACCUCCUCCCCCGCCCCUUCCUCCCCUCCCUCCGCCCCCCUGCCCUCCUACGCGUACCUGGGGGACUUCCGAGCCCUGGGGGGGGCCUUCCGCCAGGAAAAGCUGCGCCUCUCCCUCUCCUUUCUCCGCCUCUCCUCCGCCUCUUCCCCAGGAGAGGCAGGGAGGCAUCUGCCUCCCAGUGAGCCCCAUGGAGGGAGGUCUAUCUGGUGGAGGGCGUAUCUGCUGGUGAGCAAUCCUGUGAAGGGAGGUGCGUUGGGUGGAAAGAAUUGUGCAGAACGGCAAGGAGAAGGAGGAGGAGCAGCGGUGGGGGUCACUGGGCCUCGGAAUGACCCUGCUGCAGGGGUGAAUGGAGACGAGAGCGCUGGAGCUGUGGCAUUCUUUGUCAGGUUCAAUGUGCGACGACGGGUGGAUGGCAAGAGGGUGCUUCCUGCAGUGUACUCUGAGAAUUACCUCUCGCUGUUGCCUGGGGAGGAGGUCACUGUGCAGGUGGAAUUUGCUCAUGAGCCUUGCUCUGCAUGUGCUCGAGGGAGUUCCUCCACUGGCUCGAGCUGUUCAGGCGGCAAGUGUGACAAGGGAGUGUUUGUUGAGAUGAGUGGCUGGAAUGUUUGUACGUCUUCUUGUGAUGUCCCUUUGCUGAAACCUUGA